CCUAAGCUGAGCAUGCGCAGUGCGGAUCCGAGUCAUGGCGGACGGUAGCAACGCGGUGCAGGCCCGCGCGCUCCUGCAGCAAUGCUUGCACGCUCACCUGCAAGUGCGCCCGGCCGACGGGGACGCCGCGGCGCAGUGGGUGGAGAUCCAGAGAGGAUUAGUGAUCUAUGUGUGCUUCUUCAAGGGAGCGGACAAAGAACUUCUUCCCAAAAUGGUGAAUACGCUGUUAAAUGUGAAAUUAAGUGAAACAGAAACUGGCAAGCACGUCUCCAUCCUGGACCUGCCUGGUGACGUUCUCAUCAUCCCUCAGGCCACCCUCGGAGGCAGAGUGAAGGGAAGAAGCAUGCAGUACCACUCCAACUCCGGGAAGGAGGAAGGCCUAGAGCUGUACUCCCAGUUCGUGGGUCUGUGUGAAAAAGCGCUCGCCGCCAACAGCAAGUGCGCUGAAGCUGGGGUUGUAGUGGCCCACGGCACCUACGGGAACAGGCAGGUGUUGAAGCUGGACACCAAUGGACCGUACACACACCUAAUUGAGUUCUGAAAGAUCCGUUCCACAGCUGCUGCCUGGUAUAAGGGGCCUGAACUCUACUUAGGUUUUCUCCCCUUCAUCUUGAAGACACAGAUCUGUAACAUGUUUACACAAGAAAAUCCUGCAUCCAAGCUGCGUAUAGUGGCACAUUCCUCUCAUCCCAGCGCCUGGGAGGCAGAGACAGGCAGAUUUCUGUCACUUGAGGCCAUCCUGCUCUACAUAGCAAGCUCAAGGACAGCCAAGGCUAUCAAGAGGCCCUGUCUCAAAAAAAGAAAGAAAUUGGGAACAUAAGUGAGUCACUUGUAAAAGGCAACACUGGUUUUUGCAAACUCCUCUACUUGACUUUAAAAUACAUUUUUUAAGAGUAAAAACUAGGUUGUAGCGGUGACUAGUGAGUUCUUGCUGCUCUUCCAGAGGAGCUGGAUUCAGUGCCCAGCAUGGAUGGCUCCUAACAGUCUGUACCUAAAGAUCUAGGGGAUUGGAGAGCUCCCACAUGCACAUAGCAUAUAAAAUUAAUAAAAAUAAAUAUUAAAAAACUUAAAGGUAUUUUUAAAGUGAAAAAUGAAUAUUUCUAAUUACCAGAAUUAGAAGUCUAAGGCAGCUGCUGGAACCUUCCUGGUGUCUCAGACUUUCCUUGGUCUGUUCUGAUACUUUAAAUUCCUAUUGCACACACACCCCAAAAUCCCUUUUUUAUGGCUUUCCUGUACUGUUCUAUUUUGGAACUUAAGAAUCAAUAACUUGAGCUCAUUAUCCUUAACUUUUGUUUUAUUGAUUCACAAUACAGUUGUUGAAAUGUAAUAAACUAUUCAUAAGCUUAGAAACCCCACUUUUCCCUAAAUUUUCUCCAAGGACAUGUGCAUGUCUUUCAAAAAGAUUACAUUAUUUACUUUAAAUCAUUUUGACUUUAUGCCCAGGUAAAAUGCUGACUCACAGCCCUAGAUGGAGUUCAAGCAAUUCUCCAUACAAAAACUGCCUGAGAUGCUUAUGGAGAAAGGUACUCCAAGUUCAUGGAAGGUUGUUAAUUAGAAAGGAUGGCAGAUAGGGGAAAGCAGGAAAAAUAAUAGACUUGGAAAUGACUUCGCCUUAGCUUUUGAUAGUUUUUUUUUUUUCCCCCAAGGGGUUUCAAAAGCCCAUCAGUAUACACAUUUUAUUUUCAUGUCUAUAAUGAAGAUAGCACUGUGGUCAUCCAAUACAGAAGAGUCAUCUCCAUCCUCUAACUUUUAGAGUGGGACUUGUUGCCAGUUCAUUGGUUUAUUUACUAAACUAGGCACAAGUAGAAUUGUCCUUUACGUAGAUGCCUUAUGGCUCAGUUUUCUAAGAUUUUACAAUGUUUCAAACAAUAUACUUCCUAAAUAUUUUUCAAAAGUUGGUUUUAUUUUUUUUAUCUCAAGCAUGUGUGUCUAUCUGUCUGUCUGUCUGUCUGUCUAUAGGUAUGUCCACAUGAGUGCAGGGGCCCUUGGGGAUUAGAUGCUCCCCUGGAGCUGGAGUUACAGGUGGUUGUUCCCGAUGUGGGUGCUAAGAUGAGCAAUGUAUGCUCUUAACUCCUAAGCCAUCUCUCCAAGCACCCCUAAGGGUUUUUUUAACCUUUCAGUUUAGAAUCUAGGACCCACUUGUAGAAAAUAUUAUAUGUAAUGUGCAACAGAUGUGGGUUAAUGUCUAUAACACAUGCAUAUAAAGUAAAAUGAGGAAACUGGAGAGGAGGCUCAGUGGUUAAGAACAUGUACUCUCCAAAGACCAGAAGUUCAGCUCCCAGAACCCAUGUCAGGCCAUGCACAGCAUCCUGUAACUCCAGCUCCAGGACUCUACCCUGCACUCAAGUGCAUGUACACACACACACACACACACACACACACACACACAUCUUUUUUUUAAAAAAAAAAUAAAGCAAAAUGAAGCACACCUUUAUCAUUACUUCAGAUUAUUAAAAGAAGGUCAGAGGCAUGCAUGCAGUACCUGUACAGGCCAUAAAACAGCAUCAGAUCCUCGAGAAUUAGAGUUACAGACGAUUAUUACCUGGCUGUCAGCCACCAUGUGGGUGCUGGGAACUGAACCUAGGUCCUUUAGAAGAGCAGCCAGUGCUCUUAGCCCCUGAGCCAUCUCUGCAGCCCCACAACCUAUUAGUUGAUUGAAAUAAAUGUUUUGAAGUAUUAUUUUAAUAUGUGUUACAUUCAUUUAUGCUGUGUAAUGUUUGUUUAAUGAUAAAAAGAUGUGUUGCAUUCUUUUAUGUUGCAUUUGUUUAACUCUGUUAAGCUGUGUUACUUUGCCUGUCUAAAACACCUGAUUGGAACUGGGCGGUGGUGGCGCACGCCUUUAAUCCCAGCACUCAGGAGGCAGAGGCAGGCGGAUCUCUGUGAGUUUGAGGCCAGCCUGGACUACAGAGUGAGUUCCAGGAAAGGUGCAAAGCUACACAGAGAAACCCUGUCUCAAACCCCCCCAAAAAGAUACUACCUACUUUUGGGGUUGGGGAUUUAGCUCAGUGGUAGAGCACUUGCCUAGCAAGUGCAAGGCCCUGGGUUCGGUCCUCAGCUCUGGAAAGAAAAAAAAAAAACCUGAUUGGUCUAAUAAAGAGCUGAACAGCCAAUAGCUAGGCAGGAGAGAGAACUAGGUGGGGCUGGCAGGCAGAGAGAAUAAAUAGAAGAACAAAAAGAGGGAGGAGUGAGAAAAAAGGAAAGGAGGAGAGAAGGACUCCAGGGGCCAGCCACCCAACCACACAGCCAGCCAUGGAGUAAGAAGGGAAAAAGAUAUAUAGAAUCAAGAAAGUAAAAGCCCAGAGGCAAAAGGUAGAUGGGAUAAUUUAAGAAAAGCUGGCUAGAAACAAGCCAAGCUAAGGCUAGGCAUUCAUAAGGAAGAAUAAGUUUCUAUGUAUUUAUUUGGGAGCAGGGUGCCCACAAAGAGUAUAAAAAACAACUACAAAUAAGAGCAGUUUCUGGCUGGGCGGUGGUGGCACACACCUUUAAUCCCAGCACUCGGGAGGCAGAGCCAGGUGGAUCUCUGAGUUCGAGGCCAGCCUGCUCUACAGAGCGAGAUUCAGGACAGGCACCAAAACUACACAGAGAAACCCUGUCUCGAAAAACCAAAAAAAAAAAAAAAAAAAAAAAAGUAGUUUCUGAAGAGGAAGAAUUACUAUUACUAGAAAAGUUUCCUUUUCAUUUUGAACACCCACCUUGAGAAUGAUUUUAAAUAGUGUUCAUUUUGACGGUUCAUAUACCUUCUUGGAAGCUGUCUUCAAGGCAGUGUUUCUAGAACAUGUCUUUAUGGUACUGCACGGCUUAGAAGCUGUUGUGACUUUAUCUGCAGGACAAAGUUUACACUUCGGAGGUUGGAAUCAAGGUUCCUGAUACAGUCAAUCAACCGUAGUGAGUUCUGAUUACCAAGAGUAAAAAUUAACAUGACAUUCUUUUGUGAUAACAGUGUGGUUGUUAUUCUCAAAGACAAGUGGCAAAGAAUGCUGCAGUAUUUGAUAAUGCCAUUUGGUAACUUUUAUUCUGUCAGUACGGAGCCAACAGAUCAUUAAUGUAGCCACUAUUCCUAAGCCAGAACCUUGGGUAAUAACUUGCAAAGAAAGAGUGAAGUCCAAGGGGCCAAAAACUCUAAAGACAGCUGAGAGGUUGAGAGACAAGAAACACCGUUGAGCAAAGGUACUUUUCAAUACAUAAACAUAAGGCCAGCAAGAUGGUUCAGGGGCAAAGGUACCUGCUGCCAAGCUUAAUGAUCUGAGUUCAAUUCCUGGGACCCAUGUGGCAGGAGAGAACCAACUCCCAAGAGUUGUCCUCUGGUCUCCACACACACAUUGUGACACUUGUACACCCAUACACAAAAUCAGUCAAUAAAUAAAAUAUGAAAAACAAUUGAAAAUACUAAAGAAAAAAAAAACAUAAGGUCAACGGAGAGACUUGUGAACCUAAAAGUAAACAAGUUUUCAGAAUUGGCAGUGGUGGUGCGUGCCUUUAAUCCCAGCUCUUGGGAGGCAGAGGCAAGUGGAUCUGUAUGAGUUUGGGUCCAGUCUGUCUACAGAGUGAGUUUCAGGACAGCCAGAGCUACACACAGAAACCCCAUCUCAAAAAACUUUAAAAAAAAAUUUUUUUUUCAGAACUUAUAGGACAAUGGAAAUCUGUCUUAGUUACUUUUCUAUUGGUUGUAGUAUUAAGGCAACUCCACGUAGUUAAAAGGGAGGUUUAUUUUGUGGGGUAACUUACAAGUAAAGGGAUAGGUUACAGGGUCCGGGAAAGGUGUAGUGCAGUCCAGCAGUGUUCUCUGGAGAACUCUGCUCAGUCUACAUCCAGCGUCCAGGAUCCAGGAACCAAGAGAGCCAGCACAUCCAGAUUUCGGGUCUUAAGGGCUCCUGUCUCAGUCCUGACUUGUAGGCGUGACAGUUACCAGAAGCCUCAAUGGGGUAGUACUUCCAGGUCAAAGCUGGAACAGCUACCCACUACAUCUCCCACUUUUGUCUAAAUAAGAAAGUUCUAACUUAAUACAAAACUAUGUGCAAUAGGAAUGAUUAUCCAAUAUUGUCCAGGAGGAAUAAGGGAUAAUGACCUAGACAAGAUGGAACUACAACCAACACAAACAAUAUCAAACAAGAGAUACAUACAAAAAUCCUGAGAAGUCUGGAGCAUGGGUAGAUGGCACGUUACAGAGAUCAUUCCAAAAGGUGCCCUAUCCUGAAGAACCUGAAUAUGGUGAUAUUUUAUUUGUACUGAAAUGUGAUUUUAUUUGUAUGUUAAUAAAGUUGCCUGGGGGGUCAGAGCUAAUAGCAAGCCAUAGCAGAAGUUGGGCGGUGGUGGUGCACGCCUUUAAUCCCAGCACUUGGGAGGCAGAGCUAGUCGGAUCUCUGUGAGUUCAAGAAUACAGCCAGCAUGGAGACACACGCCUUUAAUCUCAAUACCAACCAUAGAAGACCUGGAGGUCUGUACAGACAGGCAGUGACGAGGAGGUCAUGUGGUUGGGUUUACAACCAAUGAGAAGGCAGAACAGAAAGUCAAUAAAAAGGACAAACACACAGGAAGUAGUUCUCUUGCAGAGAGGAGACACAGCAGCGGCAGUGAAGGGUAAGGUUUUUAGCUCUUAGCUAUUGCUCUGACCUCUUGGGCUUUUAACUCUG
Peromyscus californicus insignis is the source of this 5630-nucleotide messenger RNA. RefSeq names its product D-aminoacyl-tRNA deacylase 2 (gene Dtd2). NCBI's taxonomy places the organism in Eukaryota, Metazoa, Chordata, Mammalia, Rodentia, Cricetidae. Gene Ontology annotation, molecular function: D-tyrosyl-tRNA(Tyr) deacylase activity. Gene Ontology annotation, biological process: tRNA metabolic process. The coding region runs from base 35 to 541 and encodes 168 amino acids. The record is from RefSeq and is a predicted model, not a curated record. Gene Ontology annotation, cellular component: cytoplasm. The transcript has 3 exons.